AACCUCUAAUCUACACGUACCUGUUAAUCUACUUCGAACAGCUCAGCAAAAUGGAUCAAAUUGUAUCGGAAUGCGAGAAAUUGUGUCUCGACAUCAACGACAAAGGCGUUGCCACUCACUUCGACGAAUGUGAUCCCCUCAAGGGAUUUCGAUCCAAAUUCAAAAUACCCCAAGUGACCGAUCCGUCCACGAAUGCGAUAAAGAGUGGCGUGUAUUUGCUGGGCAAUUCGUUGGGAAUGCAGCCGAAAAGUGCCCGGUCUUACAUCGACGACGAGCUGAAGAAAUGGGAAGAUCACGGAGUGGAAGCAUAUUUCGUAAAGAAAAACUCGUGGUAUGAAUACGACGAGAGGUGUAGCAAUCAACUGGCUGAACUGGUGGGAGCUAAGCCGAGUGAAGUGGCUAUAAUGGCUUCGUUAACUGCCAAUUUGCACUUUAUGAUGACAUCAUUCUUCAGACCGACUUCGGAUAGAUACAAAAUUUUGAUGGAGGAUGGGGCGUUUCCGGCGGAUGCGAUCGCCGUACGAAGUCACAUUCACUCUCGUGAUUUGUCGCCGGAUGAUGCGUUGAUUCUGGUUAAGCCUCGGGAUGGCGAAUAUUUGAUACGAGAAGAAGAUAUUUUGUCGCUGAUUCGUAAACAUGGCCAUGAGAUUGCGUUGGUUUUUAUUGGUGGCGUUAACUACUUUACUGGUCAAGUGUUCGAUGCAGAAAUAAUCACGAAAUUGGCCCAUUCGUACGGAUGUAUAGUUGGGUUCGACUUUGCCCAUGGAGUUGGCAAUAUCAAAUUGAAUAUUCAUGAAUGGGACAUUGAUUUCGCCGUUUGGUGCACCUACAAGUACCUGAAUUCAGGCCCCGGCGGAAUCGGAUGCAUUUUCGUUCACGAGCGUCAUGCUAACGACACAUCUCGACCGCGAUUAGCUGGCUGGUGGACACAUGAAAGAAACACUCGAUUCUUAAUGAAACCGGAACUGAUUCCCACACCCGGUGCCCUGGGCUAUCAAAUUUCAAGUCCUCCGAUUCUGUGCAUUGCCACGCUCAAGGCCAGUUUGGACAUAUUCAGCGAAGCGGGACUGGACGCUCUGAUCGUCAAAAGUAAACGACUGACGGGAUACAUGCAGCUGCUGAUCGAAGCAUUGGACACGAAAAAUAAGGUUAAAAUUAUCACACCGACGGACGAAUCGAAGCGAGGCUGUCAAUUGUCGCUGAUCUUUUCCGCCACAUCAGCGAAAUUGAUCUUGGACGCUCUGUUGAGUGAAGGUGUUUUCUGUGACUUCAGAGAGCCGAACUGUAUACGCGUUGCGCCCGUGCCGCUGUACAAUACCUUUGCAGAUGUCUACGAUUUCGUUUCGUUGUUGAUGAAGCUGAUCAACCAGUACUGCGACGAAUGAAUUGUACACUUCUCUUGUAACGCUCGACGGAACAAAUUAAAUUAAAUUACAAACCUUUCCAUUGCACACCAGGCCUUUUUACUUAAAAUUAAACAAUUUCGGGAUGAUAUCACCACA
Messenger RNA from Bradysia coprophila, 1502 nucleotides. RefSeq names its product kynureninase-like. Gene Ontology annotation, biological process: NAD+ biosynthetic process. Gene Ontology annotation, molecular function: pyridoxal phosphate binding; kynureninase activity. Gene Ontology annotation, cellular component: cytoplasm. The record is from RefSeq and is a predicted model, not a curated record. Lineage: Eukaryota; Metazoa; Arthropoda; Insecta; Diptera; Sciaridae.